Messenger RNA from Meloidogyne enterolobii, 2019 nucleotides. The record is from the annotation of a GenBank genome assembly. Lineage: Eukaryota; Metazoa; Nematoda; Chromadorea; Rhabditida; Meloidogynidae.
AUGGACACUGUCCUCCUUCGGAUUCUCAACUCUGCCCACCUCAAAACUCACAAAUACUUUCGCGUCUCAGUGCCUCAGGCUAUUACUGGCCAAGUUUUGGUUCAACAUAUACACAAUGCUUUCUAUGCUUCUUCCUCGCCUUCAUCUUCCAAUCAGCCCCCUUCGUCAGUAAUGACGGCUGAGGAUGUUGGGGAAGCUGUCCAUUUUGCUACAAUGCUCUUGCAGUAUGGCUACAUCUUUCCGGUUAUUGAUGUGCAUGCGCAGAGUGUUAAGGAAGAUGGAACUCUAUAUAGGAUACAACUUCCGUAUUUUUGGCCAUCACAUGCUCAACAAGCUGAUAAUGUUGAAUAUGCCAUAUAUCUUUCUAAACGUCUUUUACGCAAUGAACUGAAACAUGGACUGGACGAGGAAGAAGCUGAUGCCUACAAUAGGUCUUUCGAACUUUUAAGCCAUAUGUGGACUUUCAUCUCUGCCCAAGCAGAACUUCAACUUAAAGCGUUAAAAGAACGCAAAAAGGCUGAAAAAGUUGUUUUUGACACGGAAGAAAGAGCUUUUUGGAGGACGAGAAGGCCAGGUCAUUCAAAUAUAGUCUUUGAAGAAGGUUUACAAAAGCUUGACCGCAAAAUUCGGAGGCCUACUAUUAGCCAUCUUCACACAACAAUUGAACGUCUACGAUUAGCUCUAAAAACUAAGCCGUGGUUAAAAAUGCUGAAAGCUAGUGAAAUAAUGACUAAUUGGACGGAACAAUUUGCAGAAUAUGACCCAUUUCUUUCAUCACCAUUGCCUUCGAAUCCUUGGAUUUCUGAUGACUCAACACUUUGGGUUUUAAAUGCUGACAAUGUUGAAGUGCCUACGGAAAGACGUGUUAAGCGUUGGGGAUUAAGUGUUAUUGAGUUGGUUAGAGAUCCUAUUGGAAGACAGGUGCUAGAAUCAUUUCUCGAUUCCGAAUUUUCUUCCGAAAAUCUUCGUUUUUGGAUGUCUAUUCAAGAUUUGAAAUAUUCGGCAAAUUCACAAAUAGAAACUAAAGCUCAAUUAAUUUUGGAUGAAUAUUUGGCUGCUGGUUCUCCUUGUCAGGUUAAUGUUGAUUCUCGUACUCUCGAUGAAACGCUUAAAUGUAUAAAUGAAUCUCAUACUUCUAGACGUUUUGCCUUUUCUUUAGCUGAAGAACACGUUUUUACUUUAAUGAGUAAAGAUUCAUAUCCACGUUUUCUUCGGUCGCCUAUUUAUAAGGGUGUAUUAGAUGCUGCAAAAGCUAAAGGCAAAAAACGCAUUUUUGAUGUCAUAAAAGAAUUGAGCAACGUUAGUGUCAGCACCAAACGUACACCAAUUCAAAAACAUCAUAAAAUGAGUAGAAGUAGUGCUUGUGUAGAUGUAAUAGAAGGAGGAACAACAUCAUCUUUAACAACACAAUCACAUCAAACAUUAAAUACUGGAACAACAAUAUCACCACCACCAGGCGGUGGAGGAGGUGGAUUAACUACUUCAACAACAAUAUCAAAACAAAUAAGCUCAGAUUCUCUUCCAUUAAUUGCUGGAGGAAGUAGUAGAUCACCAGUCUCUUCUUCCUUAAAUUUAUCUCCUCCAAUGUUAGCUGGUGGGGGUACAACUUCAUCUACUACAACUAAUACAAGUGAUACUUCUGGAACUUCUAAUAAGGAAGGAAAGUAAAAUUUGUUUGUGAAUUGGUAUAUUUUUUUGAAUAAUUUUUUUAAUUUUUUAAACUUAAAAAAAUAAGCCAGUUCUCUUUUAAAUAAUUUUUUUAUUUUUAAAUAAUUCAUAGAAUCUCUAUUUUUAUUCCUCCUUUCUUUCCGUUCAUAGUUUCCGUUUCAUAGAGUUUCUAAAGUUUGAGAAGCUGGUAUGUUCUUUUCUGGGUCCACCGUUUUCUGGCAAACAAAAUAGGAGAACCGAACCAAGAAUUUUCGGAUAUCGGGAACCGGCAAUAUUACCUGCGACUUUAAAAACUAACCAAAAUUCAAGCAUACUAUAAGCCAAGGGCGUAGCCAGGGUGUCGAUUUUAGG